Molecule: messenger RNA, 8067 nt
Organism: Gallus gallus (chicken)
Lineage: Eukaryota; Metazoa; Chordata; Aves; Galliformes; Phasianidae
Gene: ST8SIA5
Product: ST8 alpha-N-acetyl-neuraminide alpha-2,8-sialyltransferase 5
Exons: 11
Coding region: 1094-2332 (412 amino acids)
Biological process (GO): oligosaccharide metabolic process; N-glycan processing
Molecular function (GO): alpha-N-acetylneuraminate alpha-2,8-sialyltransferase activity
Source: RefSeq, a predicted model, not a curated record
GGAGGACACGGACAGCGCCAUGCCGCCUCCAAGAUGGCGGCCGCCCCUCCGCCCUCAGCUCGAGCGCGGGAAGGGCCGCACCGCCUCAGCGCUGCGGUAGGUGGGGAGGGGGCGGGAGGCGGGAACGCACCAUGGCGGCGGGCGGCGGGGCGGGCACCUUCCCCUUCCGCUCGCGGUGUCUGAGGGGAUGGCGGUCCCGCGGGACGCGGGGCGGGGCUGAAGGCGCCCGGCUUAACCAAUAGCCCCGUUGCUGUGAGCUGCGGAGCCGUCUGCGCUGUUCGAGACGACCUGCUCGCUCAUCCUCUCACAGCUCCGACGGGACGUUAGGAAGAGAGCAGGAUGAAGACUGAAAGCUCCUAAUUGAGCCAGACGCUGCAGCCAGCUUCCUGCUUUGCUAAAGGCAUAAUUUUCAAACAGAAGUGAUCCAAGCUAUUCAAGGAGGCAAAAAGCGUCACAUCCACGGACAGAGUGAUUCUUCAUCACCAGAACUGCCUUCUGGAUCAGGAUGUACCUCAGAGAGAGUCUUGGAAGAAACACAGUAUAAGGGACUGAAUGAAACCCUGAUGACCGCUCCGCACUCGUUCCUUAAUAGCACACCCUGGUCACGUCUCCGUGCGAGCACAUUGCGCUGGGAUUGCUGAGCAGAAGCAGCAAGGAGCUGAUGGCGAUGCAUUUCCAGCACGGGCUGCCAGAGCCCUCUGUUUGCCAUUGGCUGCGGUUUUCUGGUUUAUUUGCAGCUUCCCCCAUCUGGAAUAUGAAAAUUGGAUUGGAGUAGGUAAUUGCUAGCAGCGGGUUUUCAAGAGAGGCUUGGUGGGAGCAGAAUGCCUCUCGCACAGCACUGCCUGCGCUGAAAGAGCUCUGAUUUUAGAUGUUAGCCACGUCUGAAUCUCUGGGAAACUUUACCGUGGGAGCACUGCGCGCAGUCCUGGAGCUGACAGCCAAAGAGGCACGGAGGGGGCAAACAAUGGGAUGCCCUGUCCUUGGGUUGCUCCAUGAACAGACACCCAGAGCUCCCCUUGGCUGCCCCGCAAAACGAGCAUGAAGGUGACCAUGGACUGAAUCAUACCCAACGGAGAUCCCACAGCUGUUAAGGAUGGGAUACACAGACCCCUCGUCGGGCAGGGAUUUGCUGGGAAACAGAACUUUGUUCUUCAUCUUCAUCUGCGCCUUCGCUGUGGUCACCCUGCUGCAGCAGAUCCUCUACGGGAGGAACUAUCUCAAAAGAGGGCUGCAGUUUAGCUGGCAGAAUGGAGAGGAAUUGGCCAAUUGGACCGGCACCUUUAAUUUCACGGAUGACGGAGCAGUGAAGAGUGGCAGUGACACAGGCACCAGGUAUUUCGAGUUUUAUGAAGGGCCAUUGGAAUACAACUCCACCAAAUGCCUGGAAUUGCGACAGGACAUCAUUGCAGUGAAGGUUUUGUCUAUGGUGAAACAAACCGAAUUAUUUGACAGGUGGAAGAGCCUACAGAUGUGCAAAUGGGAGAUGAAUGUCACAGAAGCCAACAUACUCAAGUCUACACUGUCGAGGUGUUGCAAUGCCCCUGCCUUCUUGUUCACCACUCAGAAAAACACUCCCUUGGGAACUAAGCUGAAGUAUGAAGUGGAUACCAGUGGGAUCUUCCACAUCAACCAAGAAAUCUUCAAAAUGUUUCCAAAGGAUAUGCCAUACCACCGCUCCCAGUUCAAGAAGUGUGCAGUGGUUGGGAAUGGGGGGAUCCUGAAGAACAGCAGAUGUGGCCGAGAGAUCGACAGUGCAGACUUCGUGUUUCGAUGCAAUUUGCCUCCCAUAUCUGAGAAGUACUUAACGGAUGUUGGGGUGAAGACGGACGUCGUGACUGUCAAUCCUAGCAUCAUUACUGAGAGGUUUCAUAAGUUGGAGAAGUGGAGGAAGCCUUUCUAUGACGUGCUCCAGGUUUAUGAGAAUGCCUCCGUGCUGCUGCCAGCCUUCUACAACACACGCAACACGGACGUCUCCAUCAGGGUCAAGUAUGUCCUGGAUGACUUCGAGUCUCAGCAAGCUGUGUACUACUUUCACCCCCAGUAUCUCAUCAACGUCUCGCGCUACUGGCUGGGCCAAGGGGUGCGGGCCAAGCGGAUCAGCACAGGACUCAUCCUGGUGACUGCAGCCCUGGAGCUCUGCGAAGAGGUCCACCUCUUUGGCUUCUGGGCCUUCCCCAUGAACCCCUCAGGGAUUUUUAUAACUCACCACUACUAUGACAACGUGAAGCCUCGCCCUGGUUUUCAUGCGAUGCCCUCGGAAAUCUUUAACUUUCUGCACAUGCACAGCAAGGGGAUCCUGCGGGUUCACACGGGAACCUGCGGCUGCUGUUGACAGGGGCACUUCUUCCUCUGGUGCAAAAGUGCAUCAGGAACUCGAUGCCUGUGUACACCCUGAGAUUAUGCAAUAGUUGUUUGAUAUAAAUUUCCUUGAGGCAUUGCAUCCCAUAGGAUCUAUGUGACCAGCAUCCUUCCGGCUAGCAGAGUCGGGUCCAUACCAGUGUGGGUGAAGCAAAACUCCUCUGUCCUGGGGUGUGCACUGCCCUGGGAAGCAGGUUGGAUGAGAAGCACAUCUCCAAUAGAUUUAGAGAUAUACAGAGCACAUAAAUAUAACCAUCAUUUCACCAUGGAGUAGAUCACCAAGCUUUUAAGGAGAAUUGGGGAUGGAGAGUUUCAGCAUAGACUGUACGAAUUUACAUAGACUUCAGUGCUGAGUGCUGUGGGGCACUAUCAGAUUUUACUGAAAGCACUAUUCUCUGGCAUUUGGGUUUUUGAAAAUACUCUUUGCGUUGUAGUUUUAAGGGCAACUGUACAGCUUGAGGUCAUUGCUCUGUAACGACACAAAGUAUUGGUGAAAAAUAGCAGAUAGGUGUGAUAGGAAAAAAAAAGAUCACCUUAUGAAAUCUUUCAGCUGGGACGGAAGAGAACUCACAUUUGCAGCAACAGGUCACUGUGCUAACCAUGGUGUAUGGUUGUUCUAGAGCUUCUUUCUUCUUCCUCCUCAUGCCUGGCUUUCUCUGCUGAUAAUGUUUUCUUUCCCAUUGCAGUCUUUCCUUUUUGCUAACACACGUGCAGUGUCUGUGCUUUCUCCUACAGUGACCAUCUCAGCUUCAGAAUGGAGACCUUCCCACUUCUUUAAGCUUUCCUUGGACUGAAUGUUGAGAAGGUUGCCCUAGUUAGAUUUUCUGAGUUCAUUUUUGAUUCAAUUAUAGCAGCAUUAGAUGGAAAAGGAAUUUCUCCUCUGUUUAAUAAAGACAUUUGUAGGAGUAUUAGAGAGUUGAUCCACUAUUGUACAGGUUGAAUUAAAUAUUUUCAGAUAUCUGUGAUAAAUACUUGCAGGAAAUGAAGACAGUGAAGAUAUUAAUGGCUUGAAUUAUGAUGUCUGAAUGUGGCAUUUGUUUGUGUGGAGUAUGUUACUAGGAUAAUAAAAGGGCUGAUUUACUCUUUGAAAUGUUACCAAUGUAACUUAGUCAUGCCAGGCUUGGUUUCCCACCUGAUGCAGUUACCUUGGCAAAAUCCUGAUGCAGGACAGAUGCCACACGCUGCCAGAGUUUAUUUUGGCUGCUGAACCAUGGUGCAGACGUAUGCCCUCUCAUACUGUAUGAAUGCAUGCACAGGAGGGUGAAGUUUGCUGUUCAGCUGUGCCGGCAUGGUUAAGAUGAACAGGGUUUCCUCACGUAUGUUUUUAGUGUGAAGCACUUGGUCUGUUGUGCAGUGCUUUGUUUUGUCCUUUUCAGAUUGCAGAGAUUUGGAAUUUGAAGUGCUUGUCCUCUCUGGGGGUUGUGUUCAAAUCAGAAUUGGAUUUUGAUUUUGUAAUGCGUGAGCACACAAAGCUAUUUUAAAGCCUCUGCGCUGUGCUGACAGCUCUGAAAGUUGCUCACAUUGCAUUUAAAAUGGUGUAAAGGAAGUGAAGCACAGCAGUCGCCAUCCCAGGAGUCCCCGCUGACCAUACAGCAGUGACCUGGAUGGUGUGCAGGAGUCUGAAUUUCUUUUGCACCAGGCUUCAGAGGUAUAAUUAGUUUAAAAGCAACCCAUCUUCUCUGUUGAAGUGUCAGAGCUUGAUAAAUACCAGCCAGGGGUAGGCAAAGGGCCUGUGCUUAAGCUUUGUGCGUUUGUCUUGUGCUUUUGGUCUUAGAGCUGUGUGUUGGUGGACUGUAUCACAGUGCACCCUGAAUGAACCUACAGGUGAAAUGGUUUCCUUGAUUUAAUAAGCAAAAGAGAUCUUUGUCUUGGCUGUGUUUUGUAAAUUAGUGUGUAAAGGGCUUUGAUAAUGAAGUGCUGUAACAGAAGUGCUAUGUAGAGAGCAACAUGACCCGUGGGCUGGGCAUCUUGCUGCGUGUUGAGCUUUAUCAUAAUGAAGCCAGCACCUAUGGACCUUACUUCUGCCUGGGUGAGGGUCUGGUGGUGACUUGGUUUGCUUUGCUGCUGCUGCUUUGCUGGGGAUACGCUCUUUGGUAAGAGUUUUUCUUCACUAUAUUGAUUGAAGCGAACAAAAGGAGUCUGAUCUAUUGCAAGAGGUACUUCAGAAAGAUAGGAAGGCAUUUGAGAAGCAUCAGCGUGUUGGAAGGAAAUGGAGCAAAUCCCCCUUGUUUGGUUGCAAAAUUUCUUCUGGACUUUUUGGUCAGGCAAAAGGAUAAGCAAAGUUCUUCUGGACUUUUUGGUCAGGCAAAAGGAUAAGCAAAAUACAGUAACCUCUAAUUGCAGGGACACAGACAUUUUCUUCCCUUUGUUUGCUUCAUAUAAAUUAGCAAUGUAAAUUCACCGAGGCUACACUGUAUAAGUGCAGUUUUACUGUGUUUAGAUUUUGAUGGAUUAUAGGUCUAUAACUACUAUAUUUUUUUAAUGAUUUUAAAAUGCACGUGCAGGGUACUUGCACAUAUGCACCAAAGGCCCAGUCCUGCAACGUUCAUCUGAAGAGAACUCCCAUUCCUGCUGAUAGGUAUCUUAUUUGUAUAGAUACUGCAGAAACAAACCCAGUGGUGUCUGUGGAGGUGUACAUAGAUGUAUAUUAGCAAUGUUUAGUGGUAGGACUAGAGGGAAUGGCCUCAAGUUGUGCUAAGGGAUGUUCAGGCUUGGAUAUUAAGAAAAAUUUCCUCUCCAUAAGAGUUGUCACAUUCUGGAAUGGGCUGCUCAGGGAAGUGAUAGAGUCACUGUCCCUGAAGGUGUUCAGGAAUUGUUUAGAUGUGGUACUAAAGCACAUGGUUUAGUGAGGGGUUGGUGAUAUUGGUGGUAGGUGGAUGUUGGACUAGAUGGUCUUGAAGGUCUUUUCCAGCCUUCAUGAUUCUUUAUUAGACGAGAUUUAGGGAGCGAUUUGCAAGCUAGAAAGAUUCUUAAAGAAAUAUAUAUAUAAUAGUCCUUGAGAGGAAGUGCAUGCUGCAGCAUGUUUGCUUUCCGAUCUGUUUGUCAGGUGUUGCUCAAAAAAUAAUUGAAAAGUGACAGCGUUUUUGUCAGAAAUUUGGAAGCUUUCGGGUUGUUCUUGGCCUCCUUACUUUGCACUGGGCACUGGAAAACCACAUUCCUGCUGCUGUCCUUCAGGAGUGGAGUCUGAGGGUGAGGAUGGUGCCCGGAGGCCUCAGCCAUGCAGAGGUCCAUGAAUAAAAGCCGUCAGCUCUCAUCCUGAGCUCAGAUGGUAAGCUCAGCUGUCGUGCUGAGAAUAUGAAAUCUGAGGCAGGGAGAGAGAAAAUUACAAUCCUGGGGAUUAAUCACCAGCUUCUGCUAUUAUUUAUGGGAAUCUCUUAAGAAGUCCCUGAGAUCUUCAUACACUGGCAAUGCAAAUUCAGUCAGAAAAACGUGGCUAGGCCUGCUCCUCUCUGACAGGUCAACAGAGGAGCUUAUGGGCCCACCAAUGCCAUCAUCAAGUGGAAAAGAAGACUUAAUCAAAAUACUUCAGCUGCUUGCUCUCGAUUUGUGGACAGAAAGGAUUAAAUAGUGGUAGGUUUAUAAUAUUUUAGCAUAUCUCCUGUGGUAGAGACAAAAUGCUCAAAGCCAGCUCGUGUUGUGAAUGGGGAGCCAUGGCAUGGUGGCUUCUUUGGCUCCAGUGGGCCCAUUGUCACUGGGAAAAACCUUAGGGAGGGAAUGUGGGACACUGCAACCACCACUCCGGGUGGUCGGACGGAGGCAAAUAACUCUAAGAAUAGAGUUAUUUUUCCAAGAAUAGAAUUGUUUUCUGUGGGGUUUGACGAAUUAAUGGAGAUGUUGCUGAAUGCAGAAAUUCCUGUGGUGAUGGAGCUCUGCGGGCAGGUGGCCUUUGCGGUUUGGUGUGUCAGGAGAGAGCAAUCUCUGGUUGGUGAUGAAGCACUGAGAUGUGAAAUGAGAGAGAAUCCAUCCUGUUAAAUCAUCCGGGCUCUGGUGGUUGGUCAGCAAAGUCGUAAUUUUACAGAGCAGAAGGUUAGAUAGCGAGAACAGAGUUUGGAAGGGAUCCUCCUGUCUGGUUUGUACCCAAGCAGUGAGCAGUGAGCUUUGGAGCUUUCAGCAAUCCCUAAAGGCCAAAGUCCCUGGGAAAUUCUGGAAUGAGCCGAGGAAUAAAAGAGUCGGUACUUAGGCUGAGGGCCUUUUCCAAAAUCCAGUGAACUUCAUGGGAAGUUUGGAGUACAUCAGAGCCAGCCUGCAGGCUUUGGGCAGGAGGAGCAGCCCUUGUUUCUUACUCACUUGUUUUCAGAUAUGUUUUUAAUAUAUUGUAGAUACAGUGCAGUAGCAAUACUGUGUUUUUAAUUGUUUGUGUAAAGAACAAACUUAAUCUGGAAGCCAAAGUGUCACCCUCCCUUCCAGAUUCCUGCACUUUCCAUCCUUUCCAAUUCAUCUAUGCAAAACAUUUCAUCACGGUCGUGUAAAUGAACCAAACCACAGUGAGCCCCUGCAUCCUGCUGUGUGUAUGUGAAUCACAUGCCGUGAGAGAAGAGGGGUUCUUUUGCUUUCUUUGAGAUGCCAGCGUGUAAUUCACCAGUGAUACAAAUGUAUUGAAGGCAGGGUUCCCAGUGAGGCCAGUACAAAGUGUGCAUUUGGCUUCAGUAGGAAAACAACGGGUGCAAUGCUUGUCAGUCAAGCCCAUAACCCUCAUCUUCAACCUGCCCCCAUGCACUAUUACAAUUUUAUGUCUUACUGUCAUCCUGUCUAAUGUGGGUGAGGCUGAUGUGUUGUUUGCAUGGUAUCCCAAAUCAUAGGCAAUUGUACUCAAGUGCUUUUGUAAUGAAUCUUAAGGAAAAUCCAAGCGUACGCAUUGGGGUGAGGGAGCCUGAAUCCCAGGCCUGAGCACCUCCCAUAUUCCUUAAAGCCUGAGCAUGAGAAACAUCAACAAUGUGGGUUUGGGCCGUAGUGGGAAGCCUAAAGAAAGAUAAAUAUGCCUCAGCAUUUCAAGGAUUGAAAGCUGUAAAUACGUUACUGGUAUGUCUGACUUAUGGUUGGACUAGAUGAUCUUAGGGGUCUUUUUGAACUAUAAUGAUUCUAUGAUUCUAUGACUUUCCCUUUAGAAGCCAUAAAUGUUCUUGGUGUUUGACCUUUGGGUGAGUUGUUGUGUGUUUUUAACUGUACUAACCACUGUAAAAUGUGCUAGCAUGUAAAAUGGCGACAAACUAUGCCAACAAAAUCAAAGUGUGGGCUGGUUCUUGAAACAUUCUACCUGAAACUGUAUGGGUUAAGAUGGACCAGGACACUGAGAUGUCUCCGUGCUCCCUACGGCUUAUGGAGAUGCUCAUUAUUGCCCAGGAAUGCUGGAUCAAAAUGGCAUCUUCACACUAAGGGAGCUCAGGCUGAUGCAAAAAUAAAGCUUGUUCCAUAAUUGUUCUUUCUGUACGGUGGUGACGGCGGGGGUGGACAGACCCAAGCAGAGCCAUGGUAAUUUCAUGCUGAUGUUAAUGCCAUCGUGCCCAUUGACUCACCUUUCUUUUCUAUCGUCUGCCACCCUGUAAUUCUUGCUUCUUUCUGUAGCUGUAAUAUGGUUGUAAUAGGAAGCCUAUCAAUUGAUGUAAGCCAUAACUAAAGCAGUAAUCAGGGUACUUUCUUUUGUCUGUAUCACUGUGUUCGAAAGAUGAUUUGAUUCUAUUGAAUAAACCACUUUAACAGUUUUGUGGGAAA